Messenger RNA from Penicillium atrosanguineum, 1068 nucleotides. Its product is annotated as nitronate monooxygenase. The transcript is spliced from 5 exons. The record is from RefSeq and is a predicted model, not a curated record. Gene Ontology annotation, molecular function: nitronate monooxygenase activity. Bases 1 to 1068 code for a protein of 355 amino acids. Lineage: Eukaryota; Fungi; Ascomycota; Eurotiomycetes; Eurotiales; Aspergillaceae.
AUGCCAUCAACCGAGAGCCAACAUGACCUUCUCAAAGAAUGGUUUCCGCACACGUCGAAACCAUUCAUCGCUAAUGCGCCAAUGCUCGGAUUCGCCGACUACCGACUAGCAACAGCAGUGACAAAGGCCGGAGGUCUAGGUUUCAUCGGGGGUGCAUUCGAUUUCAGCCCCUCAUCAACCCAACUUGCCAAGUUAGACAGCGAGUUAAUAAAAGCUCGAACGGAGCUCGGAAUAACCGACUCAGGCACUCUCCCAAUUGGUGUAGGCUUUAUCACAUUCAAGCCGUCAGGUUUCGAAGAGAACGUUGUUCCUCUUCUUGAAAAGCACCGUGUAUCUGCCGUGUGGCUUUCCUUCCCAAAGGAGGAUGCGGACCACGGGCCUUUGAUCCAUGCUAUCGGUGAUGCACGGGUAAAAUCGGAGUGGUCGGUCAAGGUCUUUGUACAGGCUGGGACUGUGCAGGGUGCUGCGACUGCUGCGGAGCAAGGUGCGGAUGUUAUUGUUGUGCAGGGGACUGAUGCGGGAGGGCAUCAGUGGGCCAGGGGGGCUAGUCUUCUCUCGCUGCUUCCUGAUGUAAGGGGGAGUUUGGGGGAUAUUUAUGAUGUUGCGCUUUUGGCGGCUGGGGGGAUUGUGGGGGGAGGGGGUGUGUUGCUGCGUUGGGUCUCGGUGGGCGCGGAUGGGAUUGUUAUGGGGACGAGGUUCGUUGCUACUGAGGAAUGUCCAGCUCCAGCCAGUAUUAAAGACUCGAUCGUGAAAGCCCAGGAUGGUGCUUUCUCGACUGUCAAAUCUGUCCGACACGAUGUUUUCCAAUCUACCGAUGUCUUUCCAAGGCAGUAUGACGGCAGGGCCCUGGUUGGUAUCAGUUGGAAUGAUGCUCAGAGCGGAGUCAGUGAUGAGGAAGUUAUUCGGCGGUAUGAUGAAGCAAUCAAGCAGGGAGAGGAUCAUCGACGUACUGUCUGGGCUGGUGCAAGUGUCGGGUCGAUUUCUUCGGUGCUUCCUGUUAGCGAUUUGAUGGAACAGAUUCAACAGGAUGUCAAAUUGACUACUGCGAGCAUUAUGGGUUGUAUAUAG